Molecule: messenger RNA, 726 nt
Organism: Funneliformis caledonium
Lineage: Eukaryota; Fungi; Glomeromycota; Glomeromycetes; Glomerales; Glomeraceae
Source: the annotation of a GenBank genome assembly
AUGACGUUUUCAGAGUUAAUAGAUAAGUUGAAGGGAGAGCUAAAACUACUUGUUUCGUCUGUUAAGGAUGCGAGGUGGAUCGAAGAUUAUAAUGAAAAAACAAGAGAAGUUACUUACGUUGGAAUUCGGGAAGUGUUGUUAAAAUCAUUAAAUAAUUCUUCUAAUGAAUUGGGAUCUAAAUUUUUUGAUCAGGCAUUGAAUCUCUGUAAAGUCAGAAAUAUCCCAUUCUAUGGCAUGACAAAACUUCCACAUAAUGGAAAUUAUGCAAUGGUUAAUAGCAAUAAUUCGCAGCCGAGGCGAGAGAGACAUCCAUUGGCAUAUCACAUAAGCAGAAUAUUAGAUGAUGUUACUGGCCUUGAUAUUACUUUACCAACUGAAGGCGUCAAUUCAAAAAAAGAUACAAAUAAAGGAAAGAAUCCGGAAAAGAAUGAUGAUGAAGUUGAAGCGAGUACACUUGUGAAGUUUCUGGAUUUUUGUGACAGAGCAUUUAGUAAGGGCAAUUAUAUACGUUACGCGGCUGAAAAACGGUUUUUAAGUGAAUACAUUAAAAAAACAUUUGAAGAUGCAGACAAGGUUCCAGUUGAACUAUCCGAACCAACAGAGAUUCACCCAAAAGCUGUUUACUUUAGCAGUCAAUUAGAAUACAAAGGACUUCCUAAAUCAAGAAAUUCAAAGCCAUUUUUCAUGGACUCCGGUCUAACUGAUUUAGAGGUUCCCAAUAUUUAG